Molecule: messenger RNA, 1257 nt
Organism: Kwoniella botswanensis
Lineage: Eukaryota; Fungi; Basidiomycota; Tremellomycetes; Tremellales; Cryptococcaceae
Exons: 6
Coding region: 1-1257 (418 amino acids)
Molecular function (GO): palmitoyltransferase activity
Source: RefSeq, a predicted model, not a curated record
AUGGGCAACCCACCUACUUGGCUUCUCCAGCAGCUUAUCCCUCCUCUUCUGCUCACUUACUUCUACUUUGCAUGGAAGAUAUCGACAUUUGAGCUCGGUCCUCAUCUGUUGAAUGAUCCGAGUAUAUAUCGCUUGAUCAGCUAUUUUUACCUAAUCUUCCCGACCCUCUUUAUCCUUCCUAUAACCCUACUGUACAUCCGACUAUACUUCCUCCCCUCAUCCCAAUCUAUACCGCCCUUCGAUCCUCCUCCAGCCAUCAGGAAUGGACAUGUCAUCUUCCAAUGCCUACCACCAGCAGAAGCUAACGCUAUUCGCCUUGCCGAUAACGUUCCGCACGACGAUGAUGAACCGAUGAUAGAGAGAUGCUACAGAGGUAAAUGUGGCGGACGAUGGAAACCUGCUAGAACGAGACACUGUAGUUUGUGUGGGAGAUGUAGAGCAGGCUGGGAUCAUCAUUGUGUAUUUUUCGCAAAUUGUCUCUCAGCACCGUACAUGCGGACCUUCCUCGCCUUGCUCCUUUACACUCCCCCAACGAUAUUCAUCAUCUCCUUACCGUUAUACAAAUCACUCUACAAUCGAGCUAAAGAAGCCUACCUCUUCUCGAGAUCAGACGACAGUAUACGACAGAAAUGGUGGAACUGGGGAUACAGUUGGGUUAUCGCUGGGGGACCGAUUGGUCGAUAUGCUGGAGGUACCGUCCUCGGCUGGAGGAAGUUAGAUAAGUCAGAUGAAGAUGGUGGUGGAUUGGUGAGGUUGAAUAUUGGUUUGAUGGUUGGGUUUGGGAUUAUACUAGCUUUGAUUACCAUUGGUCUCGCAACCACCACUCUCAGCUUGAUACUCAAAGGUGAUCUAACGAUAGAUAGGGGACGAUCCUCCGCUCAUGGUCAAGCAUUAUCGGCCAUAUAUCGUCUCAAAUCUCAAGGUAGACCUAUCCCACCUCAUCUGGAAAACAAUGUAUCAAGAUUUUCAGAUAGACGAUGGUUCUUCAUUCCUCUACCACAGGAACUACAGACGCAGGAUAGGGAAGGAAUAAUACUUCAGACGCUCGAGCAUGAGAGGCCGUAUGGUCAUGGAUGGAGGCAGAAUCUGCGGAUCGUACUUGGUAGUAUGACUUCUUGGAUAUACCCUUGGAAUGCGAUAAGGAAAGGGAUGGGGGAGGAAGUAUUCUUGUGGCCCAUUACAGAAGAUGUGGAGAAGAGAUUGAGGGCAGAGGCGGAGAGAAGGGCCAAGGAGGGCAUGCUCUCAGAACGAACGUAG